This is a messenger RNA of Diversispora eburnea, 2643 nucleotides long. The record is from the annotation of a GenBank genome assembly. Lineage: Eukaryota; Fungi; Glomeromycota; Glomeromycetes; Diversisporales; Diversisporaceae.
AUGUCACAAAGUCCGUAUCAUAUUAGUUCACCUUUAUCUUCCCCUGAUGGCACUUCACUUAGUUCUGGUCUUGAGGAUGAAUCAGGACAACAAAGCUUAGAACGUAAAUUACGUAAAGAAUUAAGAAGAAGAAAACGUGAACAAAAAAAACUAGAGAUUGAAAUGGAACUCGAAAAAGAGGCUGAAGCAAGACGAAAAGAACGUAGUGUUACUUUAAAAAAAAUAGAAGAAGGUGAAGAAAAAGAAGAAGUACAUUUUCAAGAAUGGGCGAAAAAAAUUAAACAAUUGCAAGAAGAGGGUGAUAUAGAAAGACAAAGAGUUGAACGAGAAUUGGAAGAGGACAUCAUAAAAACUAGGAAAGCAAGAGAAGAAAGACGUCGAAGCAGUUCAGUGUUGACAACAACAACAAAUGAUCCAUUAAAAUCAUUGAAAAGAAAUUCAAUGGAUCCAUCAUUUGGAUCAUUAACCCCAAAGUCACUCGGUUCCCCUCCCGUAAAUUCUAAAAUAGAUUCAUUUGUAAUAACAAAAAUUUCGGAAGAACAAACUGCCAACAUUAAAAUAGAUAACGUAGAGACUAUCUCUAAUUCUUCAUUGACUUCUGAACCUCUACCGAUUAACGCGAAAAUUGAUAUCAAUAAUAACAAAGGUACCAAACAUCUAUCAGUAAUUGAACCAAGAAAAAAUACCAUUGAAGCUGUAGAAUCUUUAAUUAAAGAAGAUAAUGAUUCUAAAGAGGGUGAUGGAAUUACGUCAAGAUUAAUUAAAAGAUUUUCAAAUUCAAAUAAUUUAAAUCCUACCUCUCCAAGUCCAUCACCUCCAUCGAAACAACAACAACGUGGAAGUGUAGCUGCAAUUAUUCAACAACACAAAUUAAAAGAACACAAAACCGAGUUAGACAAAUCUCCGACUUCUCCUAUACCUAAGAAAAAGGUGUUAGAAAAUUGGGGUGGUGGGCAAUCGUUUGAUAAUUCUAACAAGGACACUGAUGUGACUAAAAGCAUAGGAUUUAAAAUUAGUCCAGUUAGUAAAAAAUCUGAUGAUGAAUAUGGAAAUAAAUCUUUUACACAACAUAAAAACAUUAGCGAUAAUGAAAUUAAUAAUUCUGUAACAACUUCUGAUUCUGAGAACAAAGACAUUAAAGACAUUAAUGAAAAAAAAAUUAAUUUGAAAACUAAUUCAUUUAGCAGUAAAACAGCAAAUGAAAAUAGUAAUGAAAUUAAUAAUAAUAAAAUUAGUAACAGAAUUAAUGUUAAAAUUGAAAAUAAAGAAGCGGAAACGCCCAAUAUCUCAAAAGAUUCUCAACAAAAGAAAAAGUCUUUGAUAGUUGAAAGUUCUCAGGAUAAGAAUCAAGAUAAGAAUCAGGAUAAGAAUAAGGAUGAGAGUGGUAAUGUAAAAUCUGUUAAAAAAACAGAAGAUACAGAUAUGAAAAAAGAGAAACCAAAAAUAGAAGUAGAAAUAAAAGGAGAUUUACCCAAAACUCCAGGAAAAAUUAAAUUUCCGGAAUUAUUUAAGGAAAAAGAAACCAAUAAUUUACCUCCUCGACUUAAAUCAGAAUUGCCACGCAAAAUGACUUCUCUUCUUACUGCAAAGUUUGAGGAUUCGGAAAAGAAAUCUCAGACAAUGACUAGUACGCAAAUUUGUGAAAAAGAUAAGAUUGAAGUUGAAAAGUCAAUAGAAAAGUCAAGUAAUAAAAUAACUGAAUUAAAUAAUAAAAAUGGUAACACGAGUACGAAAUUGGAGGAUAAGCCGAAAGUUCAAGAAAAGAAAGGGGAUUUACCAAAAGUUCCAGGAAAAUUAAAUGUAAAAGGAAUUUUCAAGGAAAAAGAAAAUAAUGUAUAUGCACAACCGAAACCUGAACCUCAGAGAAUAAAGAAAUCUCUUGUAGGUUCAGUGUUCGAGGAACUACAGAAAAAAAACGAAGGUAGUUCAGAUACUAAAUCAAAAACUCCGAUUGGUAAAAAAUAUGUUAAUGAUAGUAUUACUACUACGAAUUCCAACACAAACGUUCCUAUUACCUCUAAAAGUGAGGAAAAUUUGGUUAAACCCAAUUCAGAAUUUUCUAAUUCCAAAGUGACCAAAGAACAAGAUUCCAACUUGAUCAUUGAUCAAGUUGAACCUGAAGUACACAAAGUGAAAGAAAGUUCAUCUAAAUCUCCUGGAGGCUCACAAAUAGAUGAAAUAUCCGAGAAAAAAGAAAGUACUGAGUUACAACCUACACCAUCAGUAACAGAAACUUCAAGCAAGAAAUCUUUGCCUCAAGCUGGUAGAAAAGUUCUACUUGACAAAUUACCUUGGGUGGCUCAAAAAUCGAAUGAUAAUACGCCUUCAAAGUUAGACAAUUCAAUUUCGCAAAGAUUAGAAGGUGUUUUUGGAAAUAAAGUGGUGUUGCCUGGAAUGGGACGUGGAGGGAUGAUAAAAAAAGUUGACAUAAUUGGGGAAAAUGGAGAAAUUAGUAAUAAUAACAGUGGAGAAAAGAAAGAUGAGGAAGUUCAAACUAUUAAACCUUUAGUUCAUUUAACAAAAGAUAGACCAAGAAGACCUGGUAGGUUAAAACCACAGAUAAGUUCAGUAAAAUCUGUAAAUAAUGAUGUAAAUAAAUCAAAUGUAGUAGAAAGUGAUGAAAAAAAAGUAGGAAAUAUUUGA